AUGGACAAAUUAAAGUAUAAUGUCAUCUAUGUCAACCGAAAUGCCCGUCAGGACGGACUCAUCCCGGCUGCGCUGGCCAAUUCGGAGAAUACCUUGGCCAGCGUUGUCGGCGAGUCGGGGCCGAGCGGCUUUGGAAAGGACCUACGGUUCUUGUUGGAGUUUAGUGAUGUCCACGUUUGCGCAACCGGCGCAUCUUGCCUUACCCACCUGUUCAAACUACACGACUCUUCGAUGCUUGACUUGAAGCCCACGAUUGUAUUAAUAGAUACGCCCCAUAACGAGCGAAUACCCGAACCUCGACCUCGAACCCGAUCUACAUCGCCGCAUUCUAGAAGCCCCCUCACCGAGAUCCAAAUCCACACGCCCGACGAGGAAGUGUAUGGUUUAAAGCUGCUACAACGGGUAAUCACCGAAUCGCAUUUACGGAAUCUAGCGAAGCUUGUUGUUCCCAUUCCCAUCAUCAAUUGCCUGCCUUGUGAGAACGAAGCUACCGAAACGAGUGAAGCGAACUCUCUAAGCGCUCUCCGACCGAGCCCAGCGUUGUUGAAGCGAUGCGUGGAUCUAGGCGCCGGGGAUGUUAUCAUUAGUCCGUUGGAUACAAAGUCCAUGACAAGUCUUGCCGUCCAGGCCUACAGGGCACACAGAGAAGCUGCAAGGGAGCAGCAAGCCUUGCUCGAGGUCCGCAGGGGCCGGAAGCUGUCCUGGGUUGGCGUACAUGAGGAAAAGCCCUUUUCCUAUCUCCGCGAGGCCAUGGUCUCCGGCUUAAUGAAGGGCCUCUGUCGCCGAGGCCACGAGUACGACGACACGAUUGGGGGCGCCAAGAUUGCCAUUCCCCAGGAGCGACGUUUGGCUGUCGCCAGCGCUGUUGGUGAUUGGCAUUUCUCUGCCCACGACUUUGCUGACGACGAGCUACUCGUCGGAGCGAUGCUCAUGUUUAAGCAUGCCUUGAGCAUGCCUGCCCUGGAUAAAUGGCGGAUACCUACAGACCAAUUAAUCAACUUCCUCGUCGCAUGCCGUGCGGCCUAUAAUACCUUCGUCCCUUACCACAAUUUCCGGCACGUCGUCGACGUUCUCCAGGCCACAUUCAACUUCCUCGUUAAUAUUGGUACUUUCCCUGCCUACCCCGCCGAUUCUUCUUCCACUUUGCUGGCACAAGAGCAAGACAAGUCACCAAUAGCCAGUCUGCUCCAGCCCUUUGAGGGUCUUGCGCUACUGAUAACAGCGAUCGGCCAUGACGUUGGUCACCCUGGUGUAAACAAUGGGUUCCUAAUUACUCUUAACGCUCCGCUUGCCCAGCUUUACAACGACAGGUCGGUUCUCGAGUCAUUUCACUGCGCCGCUUUCUCACAAAUCCUCCGUCGCUACUGGCCUGUAGCGUUUGAAGACACAAAGAUGAGGAAAUUGAUGAUUAGCUCGAUAUUAUCAACGGAUAUGGGUCUCCAUUUUGAGUACAUGAAAAAGCUAUCGGACACGCAGGAAAAAUUACGCGCGGCCAAUACAACCGAUGGAUGGGAUGGGCGCACUAUCGAUGACCAAAAAUCUCUCGCAUGUGCCCUUCUAAUCAAGUGUGCUGAUAUCAGCAACGUGGCCCGGCAAUAUACCACGGCUGAGCGGUGGAUGCACAUAUUAUCAGACGAGUUCUCUCGACAGGCUUCGAUGGAAACAGAACUUGGCAUCCCGUCGGCUCUGGCCUCACAGCCAAAGAAGGAUAUCAGCUCGCUCAUCAAGUCUCAGCUUGGGUUCAUGGAGUUGUUCGCGAUUCCUCUCUUCCAGGGGGUUGCAGAUAUCAUGCCCUCUCUAAAGUACACCGUCGAGGAACUUUUGAUCAACCGAGGACUGUUCGAAACGGGCGCCACAGACGUACAAGUAAACGGCGAUUCCUAUCGCCCAGAAACGGCACCGAGUUCCAUGUCGUCUCAUAACAGUAGUGCUAUGGGUUGCCCUGCUGCGUCAGACAGCGAGGUGGAAGGCUGUAGCCCUGAGACAACGAUAGUGUUGGCUCCGGCAGUGGCGGCGCCGACCACCCCUGUAACGCCCCUAGACUUCCCGAGGCCGAACGGCGUAUCAUAUUUUCCGACGACGGUCGACCACUUGACGGAGGUUAAUCAACGAGGUCCGAAUUCUACGACUGACGACUUCAAAGCUGUAAACGGCAUUGUGACAACGUUCGAGUCUGUCGCCGAUUUUGCGGCCAGUGACCCAUUUAAUAUGCGGUACCGACUCGAUAGCUAUGGUGACGGAAAACAGUUAUUGUCGGGGAAGCAGCGAUGUAGCGAAACGACCGAUGGUAGCAACUCGGCCCCCUACUCUGGAGACUGGACUUCGCAGGCCACAAGCGCGACGACGGGCAAGAUGCCCCUCUCGCCGAGCACCCAGGGCACUAGCAUUGCCAGCAGGGAAUCUAUUGACCGCCCGUCUGGUGUUGUGCAGCCGUCUUCGGGACCGGUUCACGACCCAAACAAAUUACAACCACCGAUCUUAGCGCCCGAUGUGGAUCUUCGCCCGGAAGUGACGGUUACCGACUCGAGCCGAGAUGAAGACUCUACGUCUAACGGGAGCACGGGGAAGCCGGAGAGCACUACGCUGAGGAAGAGACCAAGCAGGUUCAGGAUGAAUGCGCUAAACAUCUUUAGGCGCAAUAAGACGCCUACGAGUGCGCAAGUGGGGGCAGCAGCGGACGCAAACUUAUGA
Scedosporium apiospermum is the source of this 2691-nucleotide messenger RNA. RefSeq lists its product as uncharacterized. Bases 1 to 2691 code for a protein of 896 amino acids. The transcript is spliced from 4 exons. The record is from RefSeq and is a predicted model, not a curated record. Gene Ontology annotation, biological process: signal transduction. Lineage: Eukaryota; Fungi; Ascomycota; Sordariomycetes; Microascales; Microascaceae. Gene Ontology annotation, molecular function: 3',5'-cyclic-nucleotide phosphodiesterase activity.